Messenger RNA from Armigeres subalbatus, 771 nucleotides. RefSeq lists its product as uncharacterized. The record is from RefSeq and is a predicted model, not a curated record. The transcript has a single exon. Bases 1 to 771 code for a protein of 256 amino acids. NCBI's taxonomy places the organism in Eukaryota, Metazoa, Arthropoda, Insecta, Diptera, Culicidae.
AUGUACCGCCAAGUAUUGCUGCAUCCUGAGGACACUUCCCUACAGCGAAUUCUCUGGCGAUUCAAUCCGAAUGAGCCAGUGGCCACAUAUGAGCUGCAGACAGUCACAUACGGACUCGCACCGUCAUCUUUUCUGGCCACACGCACUCUACAACAGCUUGCUGCGGACGACGGUGAUACCUACCUACUCGGUGGACCUGCUCUGAGGAAAGGUUUCUAUGUGGACGACUACAUAGGGGGAGCGAACACAGAGGAGGAGGCAAUACAAACCCGUGAGGAGCUGGAUGAGCUGCUUGGCAGAGGAGGAUUCCAGUUAAGAAAGUGGGCAUCGAACAAUCCUAUCGUUUUGGAAGGCCUCGCACCAUCACAAAUUGGAACCCAAUCAACACUGAAGUUUAAUCAUUGCGAGCCCAUCAAGGCACUGGGUGUCUGUUGGGAACCCGGCCCGGAUCAGUUGCUUUUCGAAUCUACUAUAGUCUCCGGUGAUGGCUUUCCCACAAAGCGAUCCAUUCUUUCAGCCGUCUCAAAACAUUUCGAUCCUCUUGGGCUCACAACACCUGUCGUCAUACGAUCAAAAAUGUUGUUACAGGAGCUUUGGUUACAACCCUGCGGAUGGGACGACGAGGUAUCCGACACCAUACGAAUCAAAUGGGAGAACUACUCCAUAGACUUACCGAAGAUCACUACCUAUCGUGUUAACCGUUAUGCAUUUUUGCCGAAUUCCACUGUGCAGCUGCACACGUUUGCAGAUGCAUCCCAGCAAGCCUAUUAG